AUGCAGUUAAAAUCAAUGGUAAAGCGACGAAUAGAGCUUCAAGAGCUCGAACGAAACUCACUAUCCCUGAAGGAGCCGCUUAGCAAUGAGCCGGCGUUGAAAGUGUCCAAAAGUGAAACCAAAGAGAAGUACAAAGAGAAGAGGAUAACCGUUGUUAUGGGUUGGAAAGAAGCCCACAGAAUUUCAGAAAUUUUAACGAUGGUGUCAAUUUCAAAAAACGGAGAUAAUUCUGCAAGUUUGACAUGUUUAUUUGACGGAGUAUCAUUUAAGAAAGUUUGGAACAAAGGAUGGAUUACGAUAAGGACUGGAAAACCAGUGUUUGAAGAGGAAUUGACCAUUUUAUCGACGUUCUCCAUCUCCAGAGACAGGCUUUAUGUGACGAUCCUGAGUGAUUCGAUUGAAACACUGUUAGCGGAUGUUGGGACAAACCUCAAACAGUUCGAACAAACCUCGGAACCACAACUACCAAGAUGUUUGACACCACCUGUAAGUGUAAAUUUACCCUGGAGACAAUCAGAACUUUCAGUUAUCAAGAGUCGUAUCUUCAAUGAGGAACUGUCAUUGAACAAAGAUCAAGUCACUUAUUUGAUCGGUAAGAAUGGAGCCCGUAUCGAAAUGAUUAGACAGGAGUCUAUGGCUACUAUCAAGAUACUACCAAUAAGCAAAAGACUCACUGCAAAGGAGCUGAAUCAUCCGGAUAUCGUUAUUCAAUCGAUUUCCAUCACAGGUGACUGGUACCAAGUUGCACUAGCAUUUGCCUACAUCGAAGCAAACCUACAGUUGUACAAAUUGGGGCCAAAAAGGAUGUUAUUAUAA
This is a messenger RNA of Zygosaccharomyces rouxii, 816 nucleotides long. RefSeq names its product Mer1p (gene MER1). Gene Ontology annotation, molecular function: RNA binding. The record is from RefSeq and is a predicted model, not a curated record. Lineage: Eukaryota; Fungi; Ascomycota; Saccharomycetes; Saccharomycetales; Saccharomycetaceae. The transcript has a single exon. The coding region runs from base 1 to 816 and encodes 271 amino acids.